Zonotrichia albicollis (white-throated sparrow) is the source of this 2511-nucleotide messenger RNA. The record is from RefSeq and is a predicted model, not a curated record. Lineage: Eukaryota; Metazoa; Chordata; Aves; Passeriformes; Passerellidae.
AUGAAGCCCUGUCCUGACUACACCCAGAUUGAGGCUUCCAUUUCAGUGUCACACCAUUGCUACUGCGUCCAGUUCUGGGACUGUCAGCUCAAGAAGAACACUGAGGCAAUAGAAAAACAGCUGAAGAUUUGUGGCUAUAAGAGCAACGUGGAUGUCGUGGCACUGUAUCUGGCUAGACAAGGACUGAGAAGUAUCCCAAGUCUAUCCCAGUUUCGCAGAUUAAGGUAUUUGUGGAUUAACAACAAUAAGAUCCAAGAUUUAACCUUCUUGAUCAAAAACUAUUACUUGACUGAACUCUAUCUCAACAAUAAUGAGCUGACAGAUAUAUCAGGUGCUCUGAAACACCUAUGUUCCUUACAGAUUCUGUUUCUUCACAACAACGAGUUAAGAAAACUUGGCAAAACAGUGAAGGAAUUGAAAGGAAUGAUAAGCUUGCAGACUCUAAACCUAUUCCAUAACCCUCUGGAAUAUGAUCCAGACUACCGGCUCUAUGUGAUCUACUUCCUUCCCUCAGUUCAGCUCCUUGACAGGAAGUUAGUUACCCAAAAAGAAAGGGAGUCAGCACUUAAUCUCUAUAACCCCAAAAAGGCUUGGAUGAUGCAGUCAGUGGCUUUUGAGAAGAGAGCAGACACAGCCCUGGGGACUACGGUGGGAUCUGGCAGAUCCACUCAACCAGCCAGAAGACCAAUAAUGCCCUCAGGUCAUGAAUUUGGAAAUAACACUAAUAGAGUACCAUUUGAGGACCCUGAAGAUGCAGUUUUAGUGCGAGCAAUGACAAGAUCUCUAAUGGAAUUUUCCUCUGUGGACUGGAACAAAGUAACCACCUGUCAAGAAAGGCGGCUUGAAAACAAAGCAGAAGAGCCCCCUGAGAAGCUGACAGUCCAGUUUAGAUGAAAAAAACCCUACUUUUCUCUCUAAUGUUAACCCCAUAAGUAGGUUAACAUAAAACAAGUACACAACAACACACAUGGAAUUAAGUGAAAUUCCAGAAAAAAAUGUUAGUGUAACAUUUCUUUUAUCAUAUGUUGUAUAGAGAGUGAAGAAAUUAAGAUGACAUAUGAUAAACAGUGGCAAUAUUAUAAUAAAAGUUGCUUGAAAUGGAAUCCUUACCAUAAUUUUGUUAUCCAAAAGUACUAAACUGCUCACUAAUUUUUAGGAAACUAAGGAUAAAUACUUUUAUUUCUUAUAAUACACUUCCUCACAUACUUCUUCCAUUCUGUCAAGGCCUAAAGUCAAUGAUGCUUUCUAAACAUUUCCAAGCCCUUCUUUCAGGCUGUAGCUUGUCUGCUGAGUUCCUUCCUUCUCUCCUAAGUUAGCCCAGAGCCACAGGACAGUCUGUGUUGGCAGGGCUCUCUGGAGCUUAUCUAGUCCAGCUUUCCUGCUGGAAGCAGGGUGGAGAUGAGAUCUGAUGAGGAAUCAAAGAUUUCCAGUGAGCAAGGCUCCACCACUGGGAGAAUGAAAGCAGGAUUGGUGCUGGGGAUUUACCACACUUCCAAAACCCUGACCCUUUUGCCCUGAAGGGAUGGAUUUCAGAGAAUCCUUGAACAGCAACACCCCUGUGAGCCCCAAAGGCUGUGAGUGGAACAGGGAGGCAGCAGCACUUGUGCAUUCCCAGACCUCAGAGUGGAGGGUGACUGCAGCAUGACAACACAUCUGAGUUCCAGGCAGGCAUUUCUUGCCUGCCAAUUGUCCAGAAGUUAAAUUUGUAUACUCAAGCUACAGGAGUCCCCUGCAUGUCACAGAAGAAUGUCCCCAUGUUACAGACACAGGAAACAUAAUUGCCACACAGCCCCUUUCUUUUAAAAAAAUUCCCUUUAUUCAUCACAAUCUACUAAUCCUUGAAAUUAAAACACAAGUACAUUCCCUGCACAGGUGGAUUUAUGUAUCCUCAUUCUUACAGUUUUCAGAAUAUUAAACAAAAACUUUCAACAUAUUAAAUAGUAAAAAAAAUUAAGAGUGUUUUCUCUGUUUUGAGGAUGGUCCUUACUCCUCUAAUUAGAAGAAUACUGCUAUUUUUAAAACACCACUGAUUCAGCUGACAAUAAAUCUCCAAUUUUGCCAUCCUUAUGCAGCAAGUGAUAUUUUCAGUUGUGGCAUUCCCAUUGAUUUCAUGAGACACAGAAAUAAAUCUGAGUGAAAAACGAAGCUGAGGGGAGCUAUUUUCUAGAUCUGAAAGCCAAAGUGAAAUCCCAGUUGUUUCAAUGCACACAUGAAUUUUCUUAUCUAAUUCACUGUGACCAGUUCAGCAUGAAAAAUACUUAGCAUUUUUGUUUAUGAAAUAAUUCACAAGCAACAUCCCACUGUGCUCUAAGGCAUCUUUACCUGAAAAAUUUAGAAUGCAUUAUUCUUGUCAGUCAAAAUAUUUUGAGUCAUUCUGGUCUUCCCUUCAGUAAACUUUGGAAUAUUUCUAACCAAACCAAUAGUGAAAUACACAUUGCACCAUCAGCUUGAGACACCUGGAACAGCAGUUUCAUUUACUACAAUUGCCACAAAAUAGAUAUUAUUUUUGUG